AUGACAAAAGCUUAUUCUAAAUGUCAGCAAGGAACUCUGGAUGCCUGGAUUCAAGACUCUCUUCCAUAUAAUCCAUAUUAUCUAGUGAAAUUCUAUCAUCAUAUUCCAUCACGCUUUCCUCUCAUAAUUAUUUUUCAGGCUCCAAGGUUCACCGUAAAUGACCUCUCCUUGCUCCAAAUCGUAAAGGCUGGGAAGCUGGCACUGUUUUACAAAGGGAAGCUUAGUCGGGGAACAUGCAAAGGACACAAACUCACCACCUGCAAGAUCUUCAAAGAAGGAGUCACCUUGAAGACAGUAGAAAAUGAGAUUGCAAUCAUGAAGAAGCUAGGACAUCACCAUAAUAUACUACAGCUGCUGGACUGGAAUACCACCAGAGAGCCCUAUGUUUUUCUAAUGGAGUUCGUAAGCCAAGGCACACUGAAGACUUUCCUCCUGCGGUACAAGGAGCCACUGAGUUCCAGCAAAGAUUCCCAGCACUUGCUCAUGGUGGCAGCCUACCACAUUGCACUAGCAAUGGAAUACGUACGCUCCAAAAUGGUGGUUCAUGGUGAUCUGGCCUUAAGAAACAUCCUUGUUGGCCGCUUUCCUCAAGAGUGCAAGAUCACUGAGUUUGGACUGGCCAAAAACUUCUCUCGCAUGAAGAGCCGGCGAAGCAGUCACAAGAGGCAAAAUAUGGACCAGGUGCCUCUUCGGUGGUACCCUCCAGAGUAUUUCAAACACAACUACUACAGUUUCAAGGGGGAUAUCUGGGCCUUUGGCAUCUUACUUUGGGAACUGCAUACAUAUGGCUGUCUACCUUAUGACCAUCUGCACACAUCAGAAGAUGUGGUAUUCCACGUCUGUUCUGGAUACCGGUUGAAGAAUCCUGAAAACUGUAAACCUGAAGUCUUUCAGAUAAUGCAGGAAUGCUGGAUCACGUCCCCGACUCUGCGCCCCACCUUCUCCAGUAUUGUCAAGACUUUGGAGGACAUCCUGGAGAUGGAAGCAGACUAUGUGAAGGUGGACAACAUGCUGAUGGAAGAUGAUAUGGAAGACUUGGAUUUAUAGACCAGAGCACAAACAAUGGGGAUCACUCUGCUUGUGUUGGGAAUGCAUGAGGCUUUGAAAAGUUCAGUGCUGGCAAUGAGUCAACAGACUGCAGUCACCCUGUACGUGAACCACCACCAGACUUUAUAGCAGAAACUAAGAGUGGGAUUUCAGUGGACCACCUGGAAACUGUUGACUCGCUCCUCAAAAUUAGGAAUCCAUACCUGUUCAUUAAAGUGAAGAUGCAUUGUAUGCACUCUUCUUGAAAUCCAAAUGGUAUGGUCUCACUUUUUGUUGAGCCUUGGUCAGUGGCUACCUAUCUUCUCUUCACUCUUACAUUGACCCCCAAACACCCAAUCCCUGACUGUAAGUAGCCAGUGGGUGUCAUUUUAUGCAUUUUUCAAUUGCUGUGCCUCACUCUUUUUCCACCAGACUGCCACAAAUUUCACAAGUCAAAUAUUUUAAAAAGAGACAUUUAUUUGCUUUCCUACAAAUGGAACAAAUCAGCUGGAUAUUGGAUCUAAAAGUAUGGUGACCUGAGCUGAAAAAGCAUAGACAGAAGUGUGAAUUCACCCAGGCAUCCAUAUUUUCACAUGGUUUUCAAGCUCAGAUUUUGGCAGUGAUGUUAAGACUGAGGCCCUUAAACUGUCUGUUAACACUUGUGGCUUAUUUUUAAUGGUGUUUGUCAGUUGUGGUUGCACUUGGAACUGUACAUGAAAUCAAAACUGCAAAAACAAUCAGAACUGUAGCCCAUCUGUAGUAUGAGACCCCAUCUAGCUUGAAGUGACGAAGUCAUUUGCAUGGUUAAAGAAUAAAACAAGUAUCCAAAAAAAGGACCUGGACUUGCACCCUGAGAUGCCCUGCAACUGAUCUGCCACCUUUUUUGUGGAAUAUCAAUAAACGUAUACAGCAA
Messenger RNA from Erpetoichthys calabaricus (reedfish), 1939 nucleotides. RefSeq names its product tyrosine kinase receptor Cad96Ca. The record is from RefSeq and is a predicted model, not a curated record. Gene Ontology annotation, molecular function: ATP binding; transmembrane receptor protein tyrosine kinase activity. Bases 1 to 1047 code for a protein of 348 amino acids. The transcript is spliced from 9 exons. NCBI's taxonomy places the organism in Eukaryota, Metazoa, Chordata, Cladistia, Polypteriformes, Polypteridae. Gene Ontology annotation, cellular component: signaling receptor complex. Gene Ontology annotation, biological process: protein phosphorylation; positive regulation of kinase activity; multicellular organism development.